GCCGCGGCGCUCAUUGGCUUUGCCACACAACUCAUUUGCAUGCCGCAGUUUCUCCCCCCAUCACGUGAUCGGAGGGGGGCGCUGAGGCUUCCUGUUUGAGGUCAGUGGGGGGGGGAAGAGGAAAAUCGAGUAGCGGGCCUCCCUCUGGUCUCGCGCUGCCUGGCGGGGUUCUUGUCAGUUAGCAACAAAAUGGCCGCGGUGGCAGCAGCUCUGCUCCUGAGGACGGUGGUGGCGGCGGCGGUGGCGGCAGCAGCAGCAGCGAGGAGGAGCGGGGGCCCGGCACCGCCUGCCUGCUAGAGAGAGAGAGCGCGAGACGCUGCAGCCCCAGUCUCCCCGCCACAGAGGGACUUUGCCUGAGACGCUGCUGCUGCAGCCCCCUGAGGAAACGUUGCUGCCUCAGCCUCCUGCCUCCCCCUGGGGCGCAAGACUCCUGGAUCCCCCCCCUCCCCCUCAGUGAGAGGCUCCGCUGCGGCAGCUUCCAGUCUGGUCCUGAGAGACGCUGCUGGAUCCCUCUGGAGGAGACGGAGACACCCCGCUGGAUCUCCCCUCGUCCCAUUCCUGCCACAGGAUCCUCCGCGAGAGACGCUCUGCUGGAUUCCCCUCUCCCCAUUGGGUCCCCCCGUGAGAGAUCCUUCUGCUUGGAUCCCCCAUAAGAGAGACUGCUGGGUCCUCCCCCUGUGAGUGACUGCUGGAUCCUCCCCCCGUCCUUCUCCGGGUGAGAGAGACUUCAUUGGAUCCUCCUCCUGCCUGGAUCCCCAUAUGAGACUCUCUGUUGGAUCCCCCUGUGGCUCCGUAUUUUGGAGGGGGAGCCCUCUUUGAACCCGUUUGAGGGAUCCACUUUCUCCUUUUAAUUUGCACUUUUUGAAGCCUCAGAUGCUCCUCCAUGUGGACUGAGAAUCCAUCAACACAAACAAGAAAUAAACUCUCCCCGAUCCACUCUAGAUCCUGAAUUCCUUGGGUUUUUGCUGCAACUCGAAAGCAAAUGUGUAUUUAAAACAAAAUUCGUGUGCAAAAGUCUAGCUAGGGACGUUUUUUCCCCUUUCUUUCUCCACUGGAAAUCAAAAGCUUGUUUUGGAAUUGAACUUGUUUCUCCUGCACUUGAGCUGGAUAACACUGAAGCUCUUUGCUCUUCUGCUUGGAUACUGUUUUCUUGUUGACUUGUUUUUCUUCUCUUCUGUGGCAGGUUGUGGGGGGAGUUGCUUUUUGUUUUUGUUUAGUUCAGGGCGGGAGGGAACUGAAUCUUUUUUCUGGCCGUGUGAGAUUUUUUUUUUCCUGUUCAGAUUCGUGAAAUUACGGGUAUUUUUUUAAAAAAAGCAUUAAAAUAAGAAGCACGUCAGAGAGACCACACGCCAGACGAAAUACUCACUUGUUUCAUUAUAGAAAGACUGAGUCGAAAGCUGCCAAAGAGCCCCUGAAGGAAAAGAAAAGGGAGAAAGAACAAGAAAUUCAAGAAGAGGAACAUUUGAUGGAAGAAAAGAAAAAGAAAAAGCAGGAAGAAAAGAAAAAGAAGGAAGGUGCUCAGAAAAAGGCUGCUGAACAAAAAACCAAAGUGCCAGAACCUAUUAAGACCAGUUUAAGCCAGCCCCAGCCUGCCGGUACCGGUACCAGUACUUCCACCAGCACUAUUACCAACAGCAGCAAUGGCAAGCGUACGUCUGCUAAUGGGCAGCAGCCAGCUGCAUCCCGUUACUUGCCUCGUGAGGUGCCUCCACGCUUCCGCCAGCAAGAACAGAAACAGCUCUUAAAGAGAGGUCAGCCACUGCCUACCGGGACUCUGACCAGCGCAAGCCCACCACAAGGUACUGGACAAGCAGGGGCAAGUCCUCCUCCACAGCCAGGAGCAGGUGGACAGCAUCAUCCCAGUAAGACCCAAACCCAAACAGAUCUUAGUCACAGUAGUUUGGGAGACCAUUAUGAAAAUUCCCACUGGGGACAACAGCCCACUUUCAGAAGUGAAGCCAACUGCAGCUGGGAUAAAGUGAUAAUAGACAGGACUGACAAGGAAGCGUGGCCUUCCAUUACAGGAACUGAGACUGAAUCUGCUUCAGAAUGUACUACAGAAACUGACUCUGCCUCCAACUGUGGCUCAGAGAACAGUAGCAUGGCUACAGGGAGUGCCCAAGGCAACUUCACUGGACAUACAAAGAAAACUAAUGGCAAUAAUGGCACCAAUGGAGCACUCAUCCAAGCUUCUAACCAGAGUGCCCUUGGAGCUGGUGGAGCAAAUGGUAAUGGAAACUCAGCCAGAGUGUGGGGUGUGGCCACAGGCUCCAACUCUGGCCUAGCUCACUGUUCUGCCAGUGGUGGGGAUGGAAAGAUGGACAACAUAAUUGCAGAUGGUAGAAGUCAAAACUGCUGGGGUGCUUCCAACUCAAAUGCUGGCAUUAAUCUUAACCUUAACCCUAAUGCCAAUCCAGCUGCCUGGCCUGUACUCGGACAUGAAGGAACUGUGGGAGCAGGCAACCCUUCCAGUAUUUGUAGUCCAGUCAGUGCCAUAGGUCAGAAUAUGGGCAACCAGAAUGGUAACCCAACAGGCACCUUAGGUGCUUGGGGAAACUUGCUGCCGCAAGAGAGCACAGAACCACAAACGUCCACUUCUCAGAAUGUGUCUUUCAGCGUACAACCUCAGAACCUUAACACUGAUGGACCAAAUAACACUAACCCCAUGAACUCUUCACCAAACCCUAUCAAUGCAAUGCAGACUAAUGGACUGCCAAACUGGGGGAUGGCUGUUGGUGUGGGGGCCAUCAUCUCGCCCCACCUGCAAGGCCUUCCUGGUGCUAAUGGAACAUCAGUUUCUCAAGUCAGUGGGGGCAAUGGUGAAGGAAUGGGUAGUUCAGUAUGGGGACUAUCCCCAGGUAAUCCUGCCACAGGAAACAGCAAUUCUGGGUUCAGUCAGGGGAAUGGAGACACUGUGAACUCAGCAUUAAGUGCUAAACAGAAUGGAUCCAGCAGUACUGUGCAAAAGGAAGGAAAUGGAGCAAGUGCAUGGGAUUCAGGACCUCCUGCUGGUCCUGGGGUACUAGCAUGGGGCAGGGGCAGUGGCAACAGUAGUGUUGGUAGCAUGCAUUCUGGAGCUUGGGGCCACCCCAACCGUAACACCAGUAAUGGGGUUAACGGUGAAUGGGGCAAGCCCCCAAAUCAGCAUUCCAAUAGUGACAUCAGUGGUAAAGGAUCAGCAGGGUGGGAUAGCCCUAGUGUUACCAGCCAGAAUCCUGCCAUGCAGCAGGGCAAUGAACAAAUAAACUCUUGGGCCAAAGCUGCAGCAUCUGUCACCACAGCUAGUGAAGAAGUAAUGACAGUGGUGGAGUCAAAAUGAGGGCAGUGCUGGAGAGAAGGAGCAGGAGAGGCCAGAAGGAGAGACAAGGGGGUGAUAGACCAAGGGCAAGUCCUGCCAAGGAAUGACCUUGACCCAAGAGUCUGUCCAAUAGUGGUUGGGGACCAGACUCCUGUAAAGCAAAACACUGCCUGGGAAUUUGAAGAAUCCCCAAGGUCUGAACGAAAGAAUGACAAUGGAACGGAGGCCUGGGGUUGUACAGCUUCUCAGUCUUCAAACUCAGGGGGGAAGAAUGAUGGGUCCAUCAUGAACAGUACAAAUACCUCUUCAGUAUCUGGGUGGGUCAACUCUCCACCCUCAGCUGUUCCAACAAAUACAGGUUGGGGAGACAACAACAACAAAGCACCAAACGGCCCAGGGGGAUGGGGAGAAUCAGCUAGCUCUACUGCUGUCAAUGCUGCUGCUGCUGCUGCUACUGCUGCCAAAAGUGGCCACGCUUGGAGUGGGACCGCAAAUCAGGAGGACAAAUCACCUACGUGGGGUGAACCUCAGAAACCCAAAUCUCAAAAUUGGGGAGAUGGACAGAAAUCAAAUCCAGGCUGGACUUCAGGAGGUGGAGAUUGGACUGAGUCAUCGUCCGUACCUGGACACUUGCCUGAGGGGAAGAAGAAUGGAUCUGGAUGGGAUGCUGACAAUAGAUCAGGGUCAGGUUGGAAUGAAACUACAAGGUCUGGGACCAGUGGGUGGGGAAAUGGCACAAACACCAAGGCUAAUACAGGUACAAGUUGGGGAGAAUCUCUAAAACCUAGCCCUCAACAGAAUUGGGCUAGUAAACCACAGGACAAUAGUGUGAGUAACUGGGGAGGAGCAGCUUCUGUUAAACAGACUGGGUCAGGAUGGGUUGGUGGGCCAGUGCCACCCAAACAAAAAGAUAACAGUGAGGCAACUGGCUGGGAAGAGCCUUCUCCACCAUCCAUUCGCCGUAAGAUGGAAAUUGAUGAUGGUACCUCAGCUUGGGGUGAUCCAAACUACAACAACAACAAGACUGUAAACAUGUGGGAUAGAAACAACCCUGUAAUUCAGAGCAGUACCACAACCAACACCACCACUACUACUACCGUUAUCAACACAAAUAUGGUUGAACCUCAGCCAUCGCACCAGUCAAGUGCCCAGCCGAACCGGUCCCCAUUGCUUGGUCCAGGAGGAAGCUUCUCUGGGGAUGAAUCAGGUUUGUGUAGUAAAGAAGGCUAUUAUCUGUCGAAUCCCUACUUGGUUGCAGAGAUUGGAAAUUAUGUAAUGAAUGAAGUAGGAGAUUGCAGGAAGAGAAGAGGAGGUCUCAUGGGCUGGGGAGAAAUGCCUACUGUCCAUGCAAAGACUGAAUCUUCUUGGGGAGAGCCCACAUCCCCUUCUGCUGCAGUUGAUAAUGGCACUUCAGCAUGGGGGAAACCCCCCAGCAGUGGCACAGGGUGGGGAGAGAAUUCUGCUGAGUCAGCAGGGACCUACGGAAGAGCAAAUACUCCAGCUGCUGCCCCAGCACUGUGCAAGCCAGCUUCUAAAUCUAUGCAAGAAGGCUGGGGCAGUGGUGGGGAUGAAGUGAACCUCAGUACUAGUCAGUGGGAAGAUGAAGAAGGAGAUAUGUGGAAUAAUACUGCUUCACAAGAGAGUAACUCCUCCUGUAAUUCAUGGGGGAAUGCCCCAAAGAAAGGACUUCAAAAGGGCAUGAAGACAUCUAGUAAGCAAGAUGAGGCCUGGAUCAUGAACCGUCUGAUAAAACAGCUCACAGACAUGGGCUUCCCGAGAGAGCCAGCAGAAGAGGCCUUGAAGAGCAACAAUAUGAAUCUCGAUCAGGCCAUGAGUGCUCUGCUGGAAAAGAAGGUGGAAAUGGACAAGCGUGGAAUGGGAGUGACCGACUAUAAUGGAAUGGUCACCAAACCCCUUGGCUGCCGCCCACCAUCAAUCUCCAAAGAGUCUUCCAUGGACCGUCCCACCUUCCUUGACAAGGAUGGCGGCCUAGUGGAAGAGCCCACUACUUCACCAUUUUUGCCUUCACCAAGCCUGAAGCUCCCCCUUUCAAACAGUGCACUCCCUAAUCAGACCCUGGGCGGGAUUGCCUCAGGGCUGGGCAUGCAAAACUUGAAUUCUUCUAGACAGAUACCGAGUGGCAAUCUGGGUAUGUUUGGCAAUAGCGGAGCAGCACAAGCCAGGACCAUGCAACAGCCGCAGCAACCGCCAGUGCAACCUCUUAACUCAUCCCAGCCUAGUCUUCGUGCUCAAGUGCCUCAGUUUCUAUCCCCUCAGGUUCAAGCACAACUUUUGCAGUUUGCAGCAAAAAACAUUGGUCUCAACCCUGCACUAUUAACCUCUCCAAUUAAUCCUCAGCAUAUGACGAUGUUGAACCAGCUCUAUCAGCUGCAGCUGGCGUACCAACGUUUACAAAUCCAGCAGCAGAUGUUACAGGCUCAGCGUAAUGUUUCCGGACCUAUGAGACAACAGGAGCAGCAAGUUGCACGUACAAUCAAUAACAUGCAGCAGCAGAUCCAGCAGCACCAGCGCCAGCUGGCCCAGGCCCUGCUUAUGAAGCAGCAGCCUCCCCCUCCACAUCUAUCUUUGCACCCCUCUGCAGGCAAAUCAGCCAUGGAUAGCUUUUCACCCCAUCCCCAGGCUCCCGGCCUAUCUGACCUGCAGACCAAAGAGCAACAGUCUUCACCGAACACCUUUGCUCCUUACCCUCUUACUGGGCUGAAUCCAAACAUGAAUGUAAGCAGCAUGGACAUUACUGGUGGUUUGUCAGUGAAGGAUACUUCUCAGUCUCAGUCUCGCCUUCCUCAGUGGACACACCCCAACUCUAUGGAUAAUCUAUCUAGUGCUGCUUCUUCACUUGACCAGAAUCCUAGCAAGCACGGUGCUAUUCCUGGAGGUCUAAGUAUUGGUCCUCCAGGAAAGUCCUCCAUUGAUGACUCUUAUGGACGGUACGAUCUGAUCCAAAACAGCGAUUCACCAGCCAGUCCACCUGUAGCUGUUCCUCACAGCUGGUCACGUGCCAAAACUGAUAGUGAUAAAAUCUCCAAUGGUUCCAGUAUUAACUGGCCACCAGAAUUUCAUCCUGGAGUGCCGUGGAAAGGACUGCAGAAUAUUGACCCUGAAAAUGACCCAGAUGUCACUCCUGGAAGUGUUCCGACUGGGCCUACCAUUAAUACCACCAUACAAGAUGUUAAUCGCUAUCUUCUCAAGAGUGGAGGGUCAUCCCCAACAUCAUCUCAGAAUGCCACGCUGCCUUCAUCGAGUGCCUGGCCGCUUAGUGCCUCCGGCUACAGUAGCUCUUUCAGCAGUAUUGCAUCCGCACCUAGCAUUGCAGGUAAAUUGUCAGACAUCAAGUCUACAUGGUCCUCUGGCCCAAUCUCUCACACACAAGCCUCUCUAUCCCAUGAACUAUGGAAGGUACCCAGAAACACUACUGCUCCUACGAGACCACCUCCAGGUUUAACAAACACCAAGCCAUCAUCUACCUGGGGUGCCAGUCCACUGGGUUGGACCAGCUCUUAUUCCUCUGGUUCUGCCUGGAGUACUGACAGCUCAGGAAGAACAAGCAGCUGGCUGGUUCUGCGUAACCUCACACCCCAGAUUGAUGGUUCUACACUGCGGACACUGUGUUUGCAACAUGGCCCUCUAAUUACAUUCCACCUGAACCUGACUCAAGGGAAUGCUGUGGUCCGCUACAGUUCCAAGGAAGAAGCAGCCAAGGCCCAGAAGUCUCUGCAUAUGUGUGUUUUGGGAAACACUACCAUCUUGGCUGAGUUUGCUGGUGAAGAAGAAGUAAACCGUUUCUUAGCACAAGGCCAGCCACUGCCACCCACCUCCAGUUGGCAGUCCAACACUGGAACCAAUCAGACUCGUAUGGGCUCCACGAGCAGCUCUCAUGGAUUGGUGCGGAAUGAUGCAGGCCACUGGAAUACUCCCUGCCUUGCUGGCAAAGGGAGCAGCGAUUUGCUCUGGGGUGGGGUCCCUCAGUACUCAAGCAGCCUUUGGGGGCCCCCCAGCACCGAUGAUGGCAGGGUUAUUGGCAGCCCAACACCUUUGAAUACUCUGCUCCCAGGUGAUCUUCUCAGUGGAGAGUCCAUCUAGGAAGGAGAGAAACAAAGUGGAAAUAACAAUCAUCAGCACUAAAGGAAAAAAUUGUAACCCUUUCCAGUCCAGGGCUUCACGAAGAAUCCAGCUUUAACAGAUCAGACUGGCAGCCCUUUUUAGUACCUCUGUCCAAUAUCGAAUAUGAAACUCUGCAGAAGUCCUUGUGAACUGUUAAUGAAACAGUAUGGGCUACAUUUGGUCAGUGUCACAUGCUAAUGACAGGUUUUCUUUUUUCAUGGCUUUUUAUUUUGUCGUCUUUUUAUGUUUGUAUGGUGUUUUUAAAAACGAAGUAUAAAAGCUGCUUAGAAUAGGUCUAUCAUGAAGGGCACUUUUCAGAAUUUGGGCUGGAAAGGGUUAUUUUAUCAACUUUGGGGGGAGGGAGAAAAUGAAAGCCUAUUUUAAAUGAGCCUGUGACUAUUAUGCACAUUACCAGAGGCGGACCCAAUAAUCAGAAGAGAGUGGAGUGUGAUAUUCAUCUUUGGUACAGAAAAGUAAUGAAUCUGAAUGGUAACUAUUGACUGUACAGGUUGAAUUAGAGGGUGGGGGUGGGGUAUCUAUGUCCACUGCUCCCAUGGAUCUGCCUAUGCACAUUACCCUUGUUUCAUUACUUUUUCAUGUCAUUUUUUUAAAAUCCCCCCAAAAUAUAAAAAGUU
Gopherus evgoodei (Goodes thornscrub tortoise) is the source of this 8055-nucleotide messenger RNA. RefSeq names its product trinucleotide repeat containing adaptor 6C (gene TNRC6C). Gene Ontology annotation, molecular function: RNA binding; protein binding. Gene Ontology annotation, cellular component: nucleoplasm; P-body. Lineage: Eukaryota; Metazoa; Chordata; Testudines; Testudinidae. The record is from RefSeq and is a predicted model, not a curated record. Gene Ontology annotation, biological process: miRNA-mediated post-transcriptional gene silencing; positive regulation of nuclear-transcribed mRNA poly(A) tail shortening.